AUGUUACCAUUCAAAGGGAUCAGAAGGGGAGUCAGUGCUGAAGAUCUUUACGCUUCAAAAAUAAUUGACAAGACAUUAUACGAAGAACUGAGCGCCGGAAAGAUCACAGCUGACGAUGUCAGUGAAAUGGAUUCGGUGCGCAAGUACCUGCAAGGGACAAACAGCAUAGCUGGUGUGUUUGUUCAGUCCACCGGUCAGACCAUGAGCAUCUACGGCGCAAAGUCCAAAGGCCUCCUCACUCCCGGAACGACCCUGGUGCUACUCGAAGCCCAAGCCGCUACGGGGUUUCUGAUCGACCCCAUCAACAACAGGAAGCUCUCUGUAGACGAGGCGGUAGCUGCGGGCGUGGUGGGCUCGGAGCUGAAAAGCAAACUGCUUUCCGCAGAGAAGGCAGUCACAGGCUACACGGACCCCUACACGGGGGGCACCAUUUCCCUGUUCCAGGCCUUGAAGAAGGACCUGAUAGUCAAGGACCACGGCAUUCGCCUCCUGGAGGCGCAGAUUGCCACCGGAGGCAUCAUCGACCCAGUGCACAGCCACCGAGUGCCUGUGGAAGUGGCGUACCAGCGGGGAUAUUUUGACGCGGAAAUGAACCAAAUUCUGUCCGACCCGGACGACGACACCAAGGGCUUCUUUGACCCCAACACUCAGGAGAACCUCACGUACUUGCAGUUGCUGGAGAGAUGCGUGAGCGAUCCGGCUACUGGCCUUAGCUUGCUUGUCGUCGUCAAGAAAGGAGAGUACUACUUCUUCGUUGACGAACAGACGAAGGCCAUUCUGAAAUCGACCACAACCACUGAAGCCGGGGGUUCGUUUCGAGGAAAAGUCGUGUCCCUUUGGGAUCUCCUCUACUCCAAGUACGUAAGUGAAGAGAAAAGGAGGGAACUCGUGCAGCAGUCCAAAUCUGGGGUCAUCACGAGUGAGCGCUUCCUGGAAAUCCUACUGACAAUAAUUGAGCAGGAGACAGGCUGUGGUGCAAAGUCAAAGACGGAGCAAAAAGAAACGCACUCCACCACCACUACUAUCACAACUACUACAACACUUACAGACAGCACCAAGGUCUCACAAUUCAAGGGUUUAAGAAGGGCGGUCACUGCCGCCGACCUUUUCGAUUCAAAAAUCAUCGACAAGCAGCUGUACGAUGAGCUGAGCGCCGGAAAGAUCACAGCUGACGAUGUCAGUCAAAUGGAUUCGGUGCGCAAGUACCUGCAAGGGACAAACAGCAUAGCUGGUGUGUUUGUUCAGUCCACCGGUCAGACCAUGAGCAUCUACGACGCAAAGUCCAAAGGCCUCCUCACUCCCGGAACGACCCUGGUGCUACUGGAAGCCCAAGCCGCUACGGGGUUUCUGAUCGACCCCGUCAACAACAGGAAGCUCUCUGUAGACGAGGCGGUAGCUGCGGGCGUGGUGGCCUCGGAGCUGAAAAGCAAACUGCUUUCCGCAGAGAAGGCAGUCACAGGCUACACGGACCCCUACACGGGGGGCACCAUUUCCCUGUUCCAGGCCUUGAAGAAGGACCUGAUAGUCAAGGACCACGGCAUUCGCCUCCUGGAGGCGCAGAUUGCCACCGGAGGCAUCAUCGACCCAGUGCACAGCCACCGAGUGCCUGUGGAAGUGGCGUACCAGCGGGGAUAUUUUGACGCGGAAAUGAACCAAAUUCUGUCCGACCCGGACGACGACACCAAGGGCUUCUUUGACCCCAACACUCAGGAGAACCUCACGUACUUGCGGUUGCUGGAGAGAUGCGUGAGAGAUCCGGCUACUGGCCUUAGCUUGCUUGUCGUCGUCAAGAAAGGAGAGUACUACUUCUUCGUUGACGAACAGACGAAGGCCAUUCUGAAAUCGACCACAACCACUGAAGCCGGGGGUUCGUUUCGAGGAAAAGUCGUGUCCCUUUGGGAUCUCCUCUACUCCAAGUACGUAAGUGAAGAGAAAAGGAGGGAACUCGUGCAGCAGUCCAAAUCUGGGGUCAUCACGAGUGAGCGCUUCCUGGAAAUCCUACUGACAAUAAUUGAGCAGGAGACAGGCUGUGGUGCAAAGUCAAAGACGGAGCAAAAAGAAACGCACUCCACCACCACUACUAUCACAACUACUACAACACUUACAGACAGCACCAAGGUCUCACAAUUCAAGGGUUUAAGAAGGGCGGUCACUGCCGCCGACCUUUUCGAUUCAAAAAUCAUCGACAAGCAGCUGUACGAUGAGCUGAGCGCCGGAAAGAUCACAGCUGACGAUGUCAGUGAAAUGGAUUCGGUGCGCAAGUACCUGCAAGGGACAAACAGCAUAGCUGGUGUGUUUGUUCAGUCCACCGGUCAGACCAUGAGCAUCUACGGCGCAAAGUCCAAAGGCCUCCUCACUCCCGGAACGACCCUGGUGCUACUCGAAGCCCAAGCCGCUACGGGGUUUCUGAUCGACCCCAUCAACAACAGGAAGCUCUCUGUAGACGAGGCGGUAGCUGCGGGCGUGGUGGGCUCGGAGCUGAAAAGCAAACUGCUUUCCGCAGAGAAGGCAGUCACAGGCUACACGGACCCCUACACGGGGGGCACCAUUUCCCUGUUCCAGGCCUUGAAGAAGGACCUGAUAGUCAAGGACCACGGCAUUCGCCUCCUGGAGGCGCAGAUUGCCACCGGAGGCAUCAUCGACCCAGUGCACAGCCACCGAGUGCCUGUGGAAGUGGCGUACCAGCGGGGAUAUUUUGACGCGGAAAUGAACCAAAUUCUGUCCGACCCGGACGACGACACCAAGGGCUUCUUUGACCCCAACACUCAGGAGAACCUCACGUACUUGCAGUUGCUGGAGAGAUGCGUGAGAGAUCCGGCUACUGGCCUUAGCUUGCUUGUCGUCGUCAAGAAAGGAGAGUACUACUUCUUCGUUGACGAACAGACGAAGGCCAUUCUGAAAUCGACCACAACCACUGAAGCCGGGGGUUCGUUUCGAGGAAAAGUCGUGUCCCUUUGGGAUCUCCUCUACUCCAAGUACGUAAGUGAAGAGAAAAGGAGGGAACUCGUGCAGCAGUCCAAAUCUGGGGUCAUCACGAGUGAGCGCUUCCUGGAAAUCCUACUGACAAUAAUUGAGCAGGAGACAGGCUGUGGUGCAAAGUCAAAGACGGAGCAAAAAGAAACGCACUCCACCACCACUACUAUCACAACUACUACAACACUUACAGACAGCACCAAGGUCUCACAAUUCAAGGGUUUAAGAAGGGCGGUCACUGCCGCCGACCUUUUCGAUUCAAAAAUCAUCGACAAGCAGCUGUACGAUGAGCUGAGCGCCGGAAAGAUCACAGCUGACGAUGUCAGUCAAAUGGAUUCGGUGCGCAAGUACCUGCAAGGGACAAACAGCAUAGCUGGUGUGUUUGUUCAGUCCACCGGUCAGACCAUGAGCAUCUACGACGCAAAGUCCAAAGGCCUCCUCACUCCCGGAACGACCCUGGUGCUACUGGAAGCCCAAGCCGCUACGGGGUUUCUGAUCGACCCCGUCAACAACAGGAAGCUCUCUGUAGACGAGGCGGUAGCUGCGGGCGUGGUGGCCUCGGAGCUGAAAAGCAAACUGCUUUCCGCAGAGAAGGCAGUCACAGGCUACACGGACCCCUACACGGGGGGCACCAUUUCCCUGUUCCAGGCCUUGAAGAAGGACCUGAUAGUCAAGGACCACGGCAUUCGCCUCCUGGAGGCGCAGAUUGCCACCGGAGGCAUCAUCGACCCAGUGCACAGCCACCGAGUGCCUGUGGAAGUGGCGUACCAGCGGGGAUAUUUUGACGCGGAAAUGAACCAAAUUCUGUCCGACCCGGACGACGACACCAAGGGCUUCUUUGACCCCAACACUCAGGAGAACCUCACGUACUUGCAGUUGCUGGAGAGAUGCGUGAGAGAUCCGGCUACUGGCCUUAGCUUGCUUGUCGUCGUCAAGAAAGGAGAGUACUACUUCUUCGUUGACGAGCAGACGAAGGCCAUUCUGAAAUCGACCACAACCACUGAAGCCGGGGGUUCGUUUCGAGGAAAAGUCGUGUCCCUUUGGGAUCUCCUCUACUCCAAGUACGUAAGUGAAGAGAAAAGGAGGGAACUCGUGCAGCAGUCCAAAUCUGGGGUCAUCACGAGUGAGCGCUUCCUGGAAAUCCUACUGACAAUAAUUGAGCAGGAGACAGGCUGUGGUGCAAAGUCAAAGACGGAGCAAAAAGAAACGCACUCCACCACCACUACUAUCACAACUACUACAACACUUACAGACAGCACCAAGGUCUCACAAUUCAAGGGUUUAAGAAGGGCGGUCACUGCCGCCGACCUUUUCGAUUCAAAAAUCAUCGACAAGCAGCUGUACGAUGAGCUGAGCGCCGGAAAGAUCACAGCUGACGAUGUCAGUGAAAUGGAUUCGGUGCGCAAGUACCUGCAAGGGACAAACAGCAUAGCUGGUGUGUUUGUUCAGUCCACCGGUCAGACCAUGAGCAUCUACGACGCAAAGUCCAAAGGCCUCCUCACUCCCGGAACGACCCUGGUGCUACUCGAAGCCCAAGCCGCUACGGGGUUUCUGAUCGACCCCGUCAACAACAGGAAGCUCUCUGUAGACGAGGCGGUAGCUGCGGGCGUGGUGGCCUCGGAGCUGAAAAGCAAACUGCUUUCCGCAGAGAAGGCAGUCACAGGCUACACGGACCCCUACACGGGGGGCACCAUUUCCCUGUUCCAGGCCUUGAAGAAGGACCUGAUAGUCAAGGACCACGGCAUUCGCCUCCUGGAGGCGCAGAUUGCCACCGGAGGCAUCAUCGACCCAGUGCACAGCCACCGAGUGCCUGUGGAAGUGGCGUACCAGCGGGGAUAUUUUGACGCGGAAAUGAACCAAAUUCUGUCCGACCCGGACGACGACACCAAGGGCUUCUUUGACCCCAACACUCAGGAGAACCUCACGUACUUGCAGUUGCUGGAGAGAUGCGUGAGCGAUCCGGCUACUGGCCUUAGCUUGCUUGUCGUCGUCAAGAAAGGAGAGUACUACUUCUUCGUUGACGAACAGACGAAGGCCAUUCUGAAAUCGACCACAACCACUGAAGCCGGGGGUUCGUUUCGAGGAAAAGUCGUGUCCCUUUGGGAUCUCCUCUACUCCAAGUACGUAAGUGAAGAGAAAAGGAGGGAACUCGUGCAGCAGUCCAAAUCUGGGGUCAUCACGAGUGAGCGCUUCCUGGAAAUCCUACUGACAAUAAUUGAGCAGGAGACAGGCUGUGGUGCAAAGUCAAAGACGGAGCAAAAAGAAACGCACUCCACCACCACUACUAUCACAACUACUACAACACUUACAGACAGCACCAAGGUCUCACAAUUCAAGGGUUUAAGAAGGGCGGUCACUGCCGCCGACCUUUUCGAUUCAAAAAUCAUCGACAAGCAGCUGUACGAUGAGCUGAGCGCCGGAAAGAUCACAGCUGACGAUGUCAGUGAAAUGGAUUCGGUGCGCAAGUACCUGCAAGGGACAAACAGCAUAGCUGGUGUGUUUGUUCAGUCCACCGGUCAGACCAUGAGCAUCUACGGCGCAAAGUCCAAAGGCCUCCUCACUCCCGGAACGACCCUGGUGCUACUCGAAGCCCAAGCCGCUACGGGGUUUCUGAUCGACCCCAUCAACAACAGGAAGCUCUCUGUAGACGAGGCGGUAGCUGCGGGCGUGGUGGGCUCGGAGCUGAAAAGCAAACUGCUUUCCGCAGAGAAGGCAGUCACAGGCUACACGGACCCCUACACGGGGGGCACCAUUUCCCUGUUCCAGGCCUUGAAGAAGGACCUGAUAGUCAAGGACCACGGCAUUCGCCUCCUGGAGGCGCAGAUUGCCACCGGAGGCAUCAUCGACCCAGUGCACAGCCACCGAGUGCCUGUGGAAGUGGCGUACCAGCGGGGAUAUUUUGACGCGGAAAUGAACCAAAUUCUGUCCGACCCGGACGACGACACCAAGGGCUUCUUUGACCCCAACACUCAGGAGAACCUCACGUACUUGCAGUUGCUGGAGAGAUGCGUGAGAGAUCCGGCUACUGGCCUUAGCUUGCUUGUCGUCGUCAAGAAAGGAGAGUACUACUUCUUCGUUGACGAACAGACGAAGGCCAUUCUGAAAUCGACCACAACCACUGAAGCCGGGGGUUCGUUUCGAGGAAAAGUCGUGUCCCUUUGGGAUCUCCUCUACUCCAAGUACGUAAGUGAAGAGAAAAGGAGGGAACUCGUGCAGCAGUCCAAAUCUGGGGUCAUCACGAGUGAGCGCUUCCUGGAAAUCCUACUGACAAUAAUUGAGCAGGAGACAGGCUGUGGUGCAAAGUCAAAGACGGAGCAAAAAGAAACGCACUCCACCACCACUACUAUCACAACUACUACAACACUUACAGACAGCACCAAGGUCUCACAAUUCAAGGGUUUAAGAAGGGCGGUCACUGCCGCCGACCUUUUCGAUUCAAAAAUCAUCGACAAGCAGCUGUACGAUGAGCUGAGCGCCGGAAAGAUCACAGCUGACGAUGUCAGUCAAAUGGAUUCGGUGCGCAAGUACCUGCAAGGGACAAACAGCAUAGCUGGUGUGUUUGUUCAGUCCACCGGUCAGACCAUGAGCAUCUACGACGCAAAGUCCAAAGGCCUCCUCACUCCCGGAACGACCCUGGUGCUACUGGAAGCCCAAGCCGCUACGGGGUUUCUGAUCGACCCCGUCAACAACAGGAAGCUCUCUGUAGACGAGGCGGUAGCUGCGGGCGUGGUGGCCUCGGAGCUGAAAAGCAAACUGCUUUCCGCAGAGAAGGCAGUCACAGGCUACACGGACCCCUACACGGGGGGCACCAUUUCCCUGUUCCAGGCCUUGAAGAAGGACCUGAUAGUCAAGGACCACGGCAUUCGCCUCCUGGAGGCGCAGAUUGCCACCGGAGGCAUCAUCGACCCAGUGCACAGCCACCGAGUGCCUGUGGAAGUGGCGUACCAGCGGGGAUAUUUUGACGCGGAAAUGAACCAAAUUCUGUCCGACCCGGACGACGACACCAAGGGCUUCUUUGACCCCAACACUCAGGAGAACCUCACGUACUUGCAGUUGCUGGAGAGAUGCGUGAGAGAUCCGGCUACUGGCCUUAGCUUGCUUGUCGUCGUCAAGAAAGGAGAGUACUACUUCUUCGUUGACGAGCAGACGAAGGCCAUUCUGAAAUCGACCACAACCACUGAAGCCGGGGGUUCGUUUCGAGGAAAAGUCGUGUCCCUUUGGGAUCUCCUCUACUCCAAGUACGUAAGUGAAGAGAAAAGGAGGGAACUCGUGCAGCAGUCCAAAUCUGGGGUCAUCACGAGUGAGCGCUUCCUGGAAAUCCUACUGACAAUAAUUGAGCAGGAGACAGGCUGUGGUGCAAAGUCAAAGACGGAGCAAAAAGAAACGCACUCCACCACCACUACUAUCACAACUACUACAACGCUUACAGACAGCACCAAGGUCUCACAAUUCAAGGGUUUAAGAAGGGCGGUCACUGCCGCCGACCUUUUCGAUUCAAAAAUCAUCGACAAGCAGCUGUACGAUGAGCUGAGCGCCGGAAAGAUCACAGCUGACGAUGUCAGUGAAAUGGAUUCGGUGCGCAAGUACCUGCAAGGGACAAACAGCAUAGCUGGUGUGUUUGUUCAGUCCACCGGUCAGACCAUGAGCAUCUACGACGCAAAGUCCAAAGGCCUCCUCACUCCCGGAACGACCCUGGUGCUACUCGAAGCCCAAGCCGCUACGGGGUUUCUGAUCGACCCCGUCAACAACAGGAAGCUCUCUGUAGACGAGGCGGUAGCUGCGGGCGUGGUGGGCUCGGAGCUGAAAAGCAAACUGCUUUCCGCAGAGAAGGCAGUCACAGGCUACACGGACCCCUACACGGGGGGCACCAUUUCCCUGUUCCAGGCCUUGAAGAAGGACCUGAUAGUCAAGGACCACGGCAUUCGCCUCCUGGAGGCGCAGAUUGCCACCGGAGGCAUCAUCGACCCAGUGCACAGCCACCGAGUGCCUGUGGAAGUGGCGUACCAGCGGGGAUAUUUUGACGCGGAAAUGAACCAAAUUCUGUCCGACCCGGACGACGACACCAAGGGCUUCUUUGACCCCAACACUCAGGAGAACCUCACGUACUUGCAGUUGCUGGAGAGAUGCGUGAGAGAUCCGGUUACUGGCCUUAGCUUGCUUGUCGUCGUCAAGAAAGGAGAGUACUACUUCUUCGUUGACGAGCAGACGAAGGCCAUUCUGAAAUCGACCACAACCACUGAAGCCGGGGGUUCGUUUCGAGGAAAAGUCGUGUCCCUUUGGGAUCUCCUCUACUCCAAGUACGUAAGUGAAGAGAAAAGGAGGGAACUCGUGCAGCAGUCCAAAUCUGGGGUCAUCACGAGUGAGCGCUUCCUGGAAAUCCUACUGACAAUAAUUGAGCAGGAGACAGGCUGUGGUGCAAAGUCAAAGACGGAGCAAAAAGAAACGCACUCCACCACCACUACUAUCACAACUACUACAACACUUACAGACAGCACCAAGGUCUCACAAUUCAAGGGUUUAAGAAGGGCGGUCACUGCCGCCGACCUUUUCGAUUCAAAAAUCAUCGACAAGCAGCUGUACGAUGAGCUGAGCGCCGGAAAGAUCACAGCUGACGAUGUCAGUGAAAUGGAUUCGGUGCGCAAGUACCUGCAAGGGACAAACAGCAUAGCUGGUGUGUUUGCUCAGUCCACCGGUCAGACCAUGAGCAUCUACGACGCAAAGUCCAAAGGCCUCCUCACUCCCGGAACGACCCUGGUGCUACUCGAAGCCCAAGCCGCUACGGGGUUUCUGAUCGACCCCGUCAACAACAGGAAGCUCUCUGUAGACGAGGCGGUAGCUGCGGGCGUGGUGGCCUCGGAGCUGAAAAGCAAACUGCUUUCCGCAGAGAAGGCAGUCACAGGCUACACGGACCCCUACACGGGGGGCACCAUUUCCCUGUUCCAGGCCUUGAAGAAGGAACUGAUAGUCAAGGACCACGGCAUUCGCCUCCUGGAGGCGCAGAUUGCCACCGGAGGCAUCAUCGACCCAGUGCACAGCCACCGAGUGCCUGUGGAAGUGGCGUACCAGCGGGGAUAUUUUGACGCGGAAAUGAACCAAAUUCUGUCCGACCCGGACGACGACACCAAGGGCUUCUUUGACCCCAACACUCAGGAGAACCUCACGUACUUGCAGUUGCUGGAGAGAUGCGUGAGAGAUCCGGUUACUGGCCUUAGCUUGCUUGUCGUCGUCAAGAAAGGAGAGUACUACUUCUUCGUUGACGAGCAGACGAAGGCCAUUCUGAAAUCGACCACAACCACUGAAGCCGGGGGUUCGUUUCGAGGAAAAGUCGUGUCCCUUUGGGAUCUCCUCUACUCCAAGUACGUAAGUGAAGAGAAAAGGAGGGAACUCGUGCAGCAGUCCAAAUCUGGGGUCAUCACGAGUGAGCGCUUCCUGGAAAUCCUACUGACAAUAAUUGAGCAGGAGACAGGCUGUGGUGCAAAGUCAAAGACGGAGCAAAAAGAAACGCACUCCACCACAACUACUACAACGCUUACAGACAGCACCAAGGUCUCACAAUUCAAGGGUUUAAGAAGGGCGGUCACUGCCGCCGACCUUUUCGAUUCAAAAAUCAUCGACAAGCAGCUGUACGAUGAGCUGAGCGCCGGAAAGAUCACAGCUGACGAUGUCAGUCAAAUGGAUUCGGUGCGCAAGUACCUGCAAGGGACAAACAGCAUAGCUGGUGUGUUUGUUCAGUCCACCGGUCAGACCAUGAGCAUCUACGACGCAAAGUCCAAAGGCCUCCUCACUCCCGGAACGACCCUGGUGCUACUCGAAGCCCAAGCCGCUACAGGGUUUCUGAUCGACCCCGUCAACAACAGGAAGCUCUCUGUAGACGAGGCGGUAGCUGCGGGCGUGGUGGGCUCGGAGCUGAAAAGCAAACUGCUUUCCGCAGAGAAGGCAGUCACAGGCUACACGGACCCCUACACGGGGGGCACCAUUUCCCUGUUCCAGGCCUUGAAGAAGGACCUGAUAGUCAAGGAUCACGGCAUUCGCCUCCUGGAGGCGCAGAUUGCCACCGGAGGCAUCAUCGACCCAGUGCACAGCCACCGAGUGCCUGUGGAAGUGGCGUACCAGCGGGGAUAUUUUGACGCGGAAAUGAACCAAAUUCUGUCCGACCCGGACGACGACACCAAGGGCUUCUUUGACCCCAACACUCAGGAGAACCUCACGUACUUGCAGUUGCUGGAGAGAUGUGUGAAAGAUGAAUGUACUGGUAAUUCCUUACUUCUUUUAAAAAAAUGAUAUCAAUUUUUUGUU
Molecule: messenger RNA, 10269 nt
Organism: Scleropages formosus (Asian bonytongue)
Lineage: Eukaryota; Metazoa; Chordata; Actinopteri; Osteoglossiformes; Osteoglossidae
Gene: eppk1
Product: epiplakin 1
Exons: 1
Coding region: 1-10254 (3417 amino acids)
Biological process (GO): intermediate filament bundle assembly; wound healing
Cellular component (GO): membrane; keratin filament; cytoskeleton
Molecular function (GO): keratin filament binding; structural molecule activity
Source: RefSeq, a predicted model, not a curated record